AUGUUAUUCAAUUGUAGUAGAACUUUUUUGAAACAACAUCAACAACAGACAACUAAAUCAUUGGUAAAAACAUUGGUUUUGUCAGUUCAACAACAACAACAAACUAUAUAUAGAUUUUCAACAGCUACAUCAACACAACUCUAUCGUGAUAGAAUAUCAAGCAAUACAAUCGACUCUAUCAAGCUACCAAAGAAUCAAUGGUCAGUGAGUAGACUUGGUUUGAAUGUAGACGAUCUAAAUCUAAUAGAAUCAGAGCAAAAAGCUACAUUGAUUUCAGCUUUUAAAAAUGGAUGUAAUUUAAUACAUUCCUAUAAUAACGAUUCAAAGUCACCAACAGAUGUGUUGUCUUCGAUUGUCGGUGUUUCCGAUGUGGAUACAACAGACAAGCAGAGCAAUGUGAUUAUAAAGCGAUCGGAAUUAAUAUAUAUGCAGCGAUCACGUCCACUUCCACCAAGCCAGUCACUCUCGGACCAGGCCGAUAUCCGACGUUUCAUUGUCGACCAAGUCAGCUGCUCGCUGGAAAGACUUUCAACGCGCCAACUCGAUGUAUUUCUCCUGGACAUCUCUAGCUGCAUUUUGAUGUCGACCAGCUUCGAACAGACUCGUCAACAGAUUCAAACGUCGAUGGUGGCACUCGAAGAGAUGGUCGCCUCUGGCAAACUACAGAGCUACGGUUUGUCUCUGAAUAACCUGGCACCAACCGCCGGAGAAACCAUAGAACUACUGGAAUCCAUCCUCCAAUUCCAAUCGCCACACUUCCAGUUCCUCGAAUUUCCAUUCAAUAUCUGUCAACACGAAACAUUCUCUAUGAACAACUACAGCGUAAACACACAGUCACUCAUUGAAUUUGCCAAACAACACCAACUGACAACCAUCAACUCCAGUCCCUCCUACUUUACCAACCCAGUCACAGGAAAACUAUCUCGUUUCGCCAACGUACGUUCACACAAAGAUCAAGACCUACACAAACUCCUAAAGGAAGCAUUCGAUCUUGCCAUUCACCUUGAAAUUAUUAAUCCAAUUUUUAAAGAUUCAGUUCAAGCUGAGAUGAUAAAGAGAACACCAGAUAUUAUUGGACAAUUGAGAUGGGCACAUCUCUUGGUGUAUGAUGCACAAAAGCAUGAGAAGCUGUCAAACUAUUGGAGUUGGCGACGUCUUUUGUCCAGCAAGAUUCGUCCCCAGGUGAAUGAGGCAGUGAUGUCGAUAUUCAGCAAUCACAUUAUGAAUUCAUGGGGUGCUGGCUACCGCAAAGCCAUCAACAAUCUCUUUGAUCUCUACAGUAACUCACUGGAGGCAUCGAUAUUCGACCAACAGGAACAACUUGCCAACCAACUAUACAAAUCACUAGAAAUACCGAUCGCAUCGACAUCGACAACCACCACCAACACCGAUCUUCUCAAACUAUCACAGCAAAUCUCUGCUACCGCUGGAAUCGACCUCACCAUAGAAACACUCACCAACACCGAUGAAUUGAAAUCAAUUUUUAACCAACCAAACAACAAACAAAUUAAUUUAACAACCAACCAACUUUGUAAUUCAAUAAAUUCAAUCAAUUGGAAAUAUUAA
Heterostelium album PN500 is the source of this 1566-nucleotide messenger RNA. RefSeq lists its product as uncharacterized. NCBI's taxonomy places the organism in Eukaryota, Evosea, Eumycetozoa, Acytosteliales, Acytosteliaceae. The record is from RefSeq and is a predicted model, not a curated record. The transcript has 3 exons. The coding region runs from base 1 to 1566 and encodes 521 amino acids.